This is a messenger RNA of Papaver somniferum (opium poppy), 3086 nucleotides long. RefSeq names its product boron transporter 1-like. Lineage: Eukaryota; Viridiplantae; Streptophyta; Magnoliopsida; Ranunculales; Papaveraceae. The transcript has 12 exons. Gene Ontology annotation, cellular component: plasma membrane. The record is from RefSeq and is a predicted model, not a curated record. Bases 741 to 2879 code for a protein of 712 amino acids. Gene Ontology annotation, molecular function: solute:inorganic anion antiporter activity. Gene Ontology annotation, biological process: monoatomic anion transport; transmembrane transport; monoatomic ion homeostasis.
UACAGAUCCCUCUUCCUUGUUUAAGUCUUCUACUUAAACUGUGUUGGUUUUACAUUUGUUUUUGAUUAUUAAUUUUUUGAUUUUAAUUACAGUCACUGACAGUGAAAAAUACAUUCAUUCUGAUUCUCAUCCCUUUUGACACUCCCACAUUGAAUGUGUAUGUACUCUUGAAUCAAAUCUACAGUUCCUUUCUUUACAUCACACCCUUUUCAAAAGCCUAUAUAUUUCCAACAUCCUACAAUACUUUCUUUUGUGUAGUAGUUUCAUCACUUUCCAUCUCCCUCUCUCUGUCUACCUCCUCAUUUUGCAAAAUACAACUAUUGGCUUAUUAGGUGUUUUCUGAAUCCAAAACCCUUUUGAUUUCUUCUUGUUGUUUUGAGAAACAAUGAUAAUAUAAAGUCUGGGUUUUGAAUGUUUUCUUGUGUUUUUGAGUUAAAGACUAAUUUUUGCAAUCUGGGUAUCUGCCAUUCACUUGAAUCUUCUUGAUUUUGUGUGAGUUUUUUUCUGUUUUGUUUGAUAUUUUGUGAUAAGAUCUCAAAUCAUGUAAAUUAGCCUUAUUCUGUGAGUGAGUAUUUUCAUUUUGUCUCAUUACAUUUCCGUGAAGUGUUAUCUGAUCAUGUAAAUUUAUCUAGAUUUUAGAUUUUUCUUCUCUAUCCCUUUUAGGGGGUAUUUUCUUAGUUUUAAUCCAAACCCAUUAUUAAAUCAAGAGAGCUUAGUCCUGUGAUUAUACAAACAAAUCCAUGGAGGAGACCUUUGUUCCUUUACAAGGAAUCAAGAAUGACAUUAAAGGAAGGCUGAAAUGCUACAAGCAAGAUUGGACUAGUGGCUUCAGUGCUGGUUUAAGAAUUUUGGCUCCUACAACAUAUAUAUUUUUCGCUUCAGCAAUACCAGUUAUUUCAUUCGGCGAACAAUUGGACAGGAGCACUGAUGGAGUUCUGACCGCGGUUCAAACAUUAGCAUCAACUGCACUUUGUGGGAUAAUACAUUCACUUAUAGGAGGUCAGCCUUUGCUGAUUCUUGGAGUUGCUGAGCCCACCGUGCUUAUGUACACUUUCAUGUUCAACUUUGUUAAAGAUAGACCUGAAUUGGGACCAAAGCUCUUUCUUGCAUGGUCUGCAUGGGUAUGUGUAUGGUCUGCAGCCUUGCUAUUCUUACUGGCUGUCUUGGGGGCUUGCUCCAUCAUCAAUAGAUUUACUCGUGUGGCUGGAGAACUUUUUGGUCUGCUUAUUGCUAUGCUCUUUAUGCAGGAAGCAAUUAGAGGAAUUAUUGAUGAAUUUCGCAUUCCAAGAAGAGAAAAUCCAGACCUACCAGAGUUUAGUCCAUCAUGGAGAUUUUCAAAUGGGAUGUUUGCAUUAAUUAUGUCAUUUGGUUUGUUACUCACUGGACUGAAAAGUCGGAAAGCACGAUCAUGGAGAUAUGGCUCUGCGUGGGUUCGAGGUAUCAUUGCAGACUACGGUGUGCCUUUGAUGGUUCUUGUUUGGACUGCUGUUUCAUAUAUCCCAGCCAAUAAUGUUCCACAUGGUAUCCCUAGGCGGCUCUUCAGCCCAAAUCCGUGGUCGCCUGGUGCCUACGCUAACUGGACAGUCGUCAAAGACAUGCUAAAUGUGCCUAUCCUUUAUAUAUUUGGAGCUUUUAUCCCAGCAACGAUGAUCGCAGUGCUUUAUUAUUUUGACCAUAGUGUAGCAUCUCAACUUGCACAGCAAAGCGAGUUCAAUUUGAGAAAACCAUCUUCUUUCCAUUACGAUUUACUUCUUUUAGGAUUCCUGACUCUAUUAUGUGGUCUUCUUGGUAUCCCACCAUCUAACGGCGUCAUCCCACAAUCUCCAAUGCAUACAAAGAGUCUUGCCACUCUCAAACACCAGUUGCUUCGAGAUAAACUAGUGGUCACUGCCAAGAGAAGUAUGGAGGAUAAUGCAAGUUUGGGAGAAGUCUACGGCAAUAUGCAAGAAGCUUAUCAACAGAUGCAGAGUCCAUUAAUCUACCAAGAGCCAUCUGCUCGACAAGGAUUAAAGGAAUUAAAAGGGACAACUCUUCAGUUAGCUUCUACUGUGGGACACAUCGAUGCCCCGGUUGAUGAGACGGUAUUUGAUGUUGAAAAAGAGAUUGAUGAUUUGUUACCUGUUGAGGUCAAAGAACAACGAGUUAGUAACUUGCUUCAAUCAACCAUGGUGGGAGGCUGUGUUGCAGCUAUGCCUUUACUUAAAAUGAUUCCAACCUCUGUACUGUGGGGUUAUUUCGCGUUUAUGGCCAUUGAGAGCUUACCCGGAAAUCAGUUCUGGGAGAGAUUCUUAUUAAUCUUCACUGCUCCAAGUAGAAGAUACAAGGUUCUUGAGGAGUACCAUGCCACUUUUGUAGAAACUGUACCUUUCAAAACAAUUUUGACUUUCACAUUAUUUCAGACAACUUACUUACUAAUUUGUUUCGGAAUUACAUGGAUUCCAAUAGCUGGGGUGUUAUUCCCCUUAAUGAUCAUGCUAUUGGUUCCUGUAAGACAAUACAUACUCCCCAAAUUUUUCAAAGGGGUGCACCUUCAAGAUUUAGAUGCAGCAGAAUAUGAAGAAGCGCCCGCUUUACCGUUCAACAUCUCAUGUGAGGGGGAGGUUUCCAGAGCUCCUUUUGCAGACGAUGCAGAGAUUCUAGAUGAGAUGCUUACUCGAAGCCGUGGUGAAGUUCGUCGGAUGUGCAGUCCUAAGAUAACAAGUUCCAACUCAACCCCAAGAGACCCAAAAAGCUUUCGAAGCCAAAGCUUUAUGGACAAAUCACUCACUAGUCCCCGCGUGUAUGAACUAAGAAGCUCAAGUUUUGGGGGAAGAAUGCCAGUUAGUCCAAGAGAUGCAGAAGCGAGACCAUCUAAAUUGGGACAAACCCCAACUCAUUAAGGGCAAAAAAUACUUGUACUAGCUUUAUGUGUGGUUUCUUCUGUUGGCUCUACGUUAGCCUCUUCGUCUUUGUGUGGCUUUGUGAUGUUGGAGUUUGGCUAACAUUUGUUGUAAAAUCUUGUUCUGCAUGUGUUUAAGCUUCCUUCUCUUACCCGAGAAGACUGUAAUGAUUAAACCAUAGAGAUAAUUCUAAUAUAUUUUUCAUUU